Babesia bigemina is the source of this 492-nucleotide messenger RNA. RefSeq names its product RNA binding protein, putative. The record is from RefSeq and is a predicted model, not a curated record. NCBI's taxonomy places the organism in Eukaryota, Apicomplexa, Aconoidasida, Piroplasmida, Babesiidae. Bases 1 to 492 code for a protein of 163 amino acids. Gene Ontology annotation, molecular function: RNA binding. The transcript has 6 exons.
AUGGAAGCCAAAGGCGGAGAAAUUACCAUCCUGGAGGAUGAGCUAAAGAAACUACAGGGAAUUACUGAGAGUGAAAUGGCUGAGGAUGCGAUGGAAACGGAGGAAAAUGAGGAGGUCGAUCGUCGCUCAAUAUACGUCGGAAACGUGGAUUAUUCGACCAAGCCGCAUGACCUACAAGAAUUCUUUAAAGCAUCCGGGCAGAUAAACAGGAUCACCAUCAUGGUAGACAAGUGGACCGGAAAGCCAAAAGGGUACGCCUACAUCGAAUUCGCUAAUGAGGAUGCCGUGAACAACGCUCUGAUGCUAAACGACUGCGUCUUUAAGGAGCGCAUCAUUAAGGUCACUCCUAAACGGAAAAACAUCCCUGGGUUCGGCAAAAAACGCGCGGGUCACGCCAGAGGGCGUGGUCGUGGCUUCCGUGGCGGCAGGGGAGGACGAUAUCCGUCACACUACCGAGGCAGCAACCGUGGCGGUUAUGGAAAACCAUACUGA